Messenger RNA from Penicillium subrubescens, 3169 nucleotides. Its product is annotated as F-box and WD domain protein. The record is from RefSeq and is a predicted model, not a curated record. Gene Ontology annotation, cellular component: cytoplasmic microtubule; microtubule associated complex; nuclear envelope. Gene Ontology annotation, biological process: nuclear migration; microtubule organizing center organization; vesicle transport along microtubule. The coding region runs from base 196 to 2799 and encodes 867 amino acids. Gene Ontology annotation, molecular function: microtubule plus-end binding; dynein complex binding. The transcript is spliced from 2 exons. Lineage: Eukaryota; Fungi; Ascomycota; Eurotiomycetes; Eurotiales; Aspergillaceae.
CCUACCUACCUCUCCGCGGCGCAAGAGGGAUCAUCCCUCUUUGCAACAUUGAAUCAAUAAAGAGGCUCACAGUGACCGCGACGGGUGUCUCUCAUGAGGACCGGUACCCUCCAAAACCCACCACAUUAACCUAGUCCCCCUCAUCCUCGUAUCAGCACGCGCAUUGCUGCGGUACCUUCUCCAUCUUCAGCACUGAUGGAGGAAGAUACUGGAGCUGACUCGAUAUCCCGCCCAGCUUUACAGCUGCAGGCGACUUCGUUUGCUGGCUAUACAGCCCCGUCUCUGUCACCUGCUUUCAAGUUAGAUGAGGGCUACUCGGAUGACACACGGAGCCAGCCAGACAAGGAUCUUAUAUCGGACAAUGUCAUGUCGCUUCCGGAAUGGGUUCUAGCUCAAAGUGAGGCCGACCGAGCUGAAUUCGCAUACAGUCUGCUACGUUCUCUCUCGACUGCAACACUUGCGGGCGUGGUCGACCGUCUGAACCCUCUUCUCCACAUGGACCCCGUCGUGAAACUGCCACCUGAACUUACCUUCCAAAUAUUCUCAUACCUCGACCCCCGCACACUCUUGACGGCGUCGCUCGCAUCUCGCUCAUGGCGCAGCCGGAUCCUAGACUCGGGCCUAUGGCGCGUGCUGUAUAUCCAGGAGGGCUGGCGUGUAGACACCCGCGCCAUUUUCAACUUUGAGCAAGAGCAUGCUGAAGCGAUGUCACCUCAGACCCGCCGUUCACGACCACGAUACUCGGAGCCGGACUUAGGUGAACCUAAACACAAGAAGCGUGUACCACCCUCAUGGUACGACACACGUGGCGCGGAGGGUCAAGGGCCAUCGAAUGGUAAGGUCGAACCCGAUCAUGAGGGCGACCACCACAUGGCGGAUGCGAACGAUCGAGGAUCACAUACCUCGAUGGAGAAAGCAGGGAUUGCGUCACCAAGCCUUGCUCACAACUCAAUCGCAUUUCUUCAGCCUCCUUUGAAAUCGUCGCUCCUCACGCGAACGCCGAACGGAUCCCUUCGGGUGAACUGGGUGCAUCUGUACAAGCAACGCCGACGUCUGGAAGCUAAUUGGCACCAUGGCCGAUUUACCAAUUUCCAGCUGCCGCAUCCAUCCUACCCAGAGGAUGCGCACCAAGAGUGCGUCUAUGCUAUACAGUUCCAAGGUAAAUGGCUAGUCAGCGGGAGCCGGGACAAAUCCAUAAGGGUUUGGGAUCUGGAGACCAAGCGACUCUGGCAUCGCCCCCUGAUCGGGCAUCAAAAAUCAGUAUUGUGUCUGCAAUUCGACCCAAGUCCUGAAGAAGAUGUCAUAAUUUCUGGUAGCAGCGACAGGAGUGUGAUUCUGUGGAAGUUCUCGACCGGGCGGAAGAUCCAUCAAAUCACCAAUGCCCAUGCUGAUUCAGUGUUGAAUCUUAAAUUCGAUCAUCGGUUCCUAGUGACUUGCUCGAAAGACCGAACCGUCAAAGUUUGGAAUCGACAUGACCUCAUGCCCAAUGAUGAGGACUACCCCCGAAUUUGCAAAGGUGGCGGUGCCAGCUACCCAUCGUAUAUAAUCGACCUCAAUGACAUUGCCCCUAACAUGCUUGAGGCUAGCAUCGUCAACGGACAUAUCAAAUCCUUGAAGGCCUAUUCUCUGCUCAUGACUGUCGAAGGUCAUGGAGCUGCCGUCAAUGCUAUGCAGCUUCACGGCGACGAGAUUGUCACCGCAUCUGGGGACCGCAUGAUCAAGGUCUGGAAUAUUCGCAACGGUACUUGCUUGAAGACUCUGAUCGGCCACGAGAAGGGUAUUGCAUGUGUUCAAUUCGAUAGUCGUCGCAUCAUCAGCGGUAGCAACGAUAACACCGUGCGCAUCUAUGAUCAUAUCUCCGGGGCCGAGGUGGCCUGCUUGAAGGGACAUAACAAUCUGGUCCGCACAGUACAGGCAGGAUUCGGCGAUCCACCCGGCGCAGAUGAAGCUCUGCGGAUGGAGGCAAUGGAAGUCGAGACUGCUUUCUGGAAAGCUCGCCAAGAGGGUGCACCAGUUCACCUUGGCCCGAGCGCGCUGCGUCGUGCUGGCCAUUACUCAAAUACCGCGGGAUCUAGAGACCCCCGUGAUAUCCGAGCUCUCGGGGCCAAGAUUCCUCCGGGUGGUGGAGGCAGUCCUUGGGGCCGCAUUGUGUCGGGCUCGUACGAUGAGUCGAUUCUGAUCUGGCACAAGGAUCGUGAUGGCGCAUGGGCGAUUGAUCACAGGCUGCGACAAGCGGAUGCCGCUGCCAAUGCAGCUCGCGGAAAUUUGAGCGAUGCAGCACGAGCUGCUAUUCAAGCACAGGUCCGACAGCUGCAAGCAACUCAAGCGGCUGCAGCGGCGCCUGCACCGCAGCAACCUGCGGCAGCUCAGAACACUGCCGAUCAAGACACCGUCGAGGAUACACCAAACCCACCUGCCACAAAUAACAACCCUCCAGUUCCUCCAGCACCCCAAGAUGGCGGCGCUACCGCUGGACCGUCCAAUACAACCACCGCCACGACUGCUGGCACCACUUCCAACCCCCAUCCUCAACCCGCACAGCCAGUACAAGCCCCAGCCCCAGCACCAGCCCCAGCGCAUCCGCCAGCGGCGGUAGUAGCUGCGGCUGCCGCCGCCGCCGGACAUCAGUUUCACCCACAUCGGAAUAGGGUUCCGAUUCCCACAUCAAGGGUGUUCAAAGUCCAAUUCGACUCUCGCAAGAUUGUCUGCGCGAGCGUAGACCCGCGUAUCGUCGGUUGGGACUUUGCAUGCGGCGAUGAGGAGAUCUUGGAAGCAUGCCAAUUUUUCCGGGGACUUUGAUAGUCUCACCCCACUCCUAUCUCUAUCUCACUUUCCUUUCUCUACUUCAACCCCUCUGCCCCCAUUCGUCCCAACUCAAAAUACCUAUAUAGAAUGGGACUGGUCAAUCUCAGUCUUAUCCCCACUGAGCGCAACACCUCUCACUACACUCUCACCCUCUCCCCACAUACGUUCCCCAUGACCGCGGUACAGCAGCCUGCACCGAAGAUUCUCUGAGCCUACAUAUAUACGCCGCUCCUCAUUGCCUUGCUUUCUUAUAUCAUGCCACCUCUACGUCUACCACCCCAUCCAUGUGCUCGUGCAUUCCCAUCUUAGCCUCAAUGUAAUUCCUUGGUUGCCGUCAUUCCAGGUCCUAGUUUUCCUUUCCCUU